GAUUAGCAGUUUAGAACGAACCAAAAUAAUAUGGUGGUAUUUGUCAUUUAUCAGUUGCGUGACAGCUCGGAGUUCUGUGUCAGAUCGAAAUGGUGUUUGUUGUGAAAAAGUUUAAACAAUAUUAUUGAAUUUUUAAAAAUUCGAAUAUGGCUAAUCAUUAUGAAGUACCAAACUGGGCUGGGAAACCACCAGUAGGUCUUCAUUUAGACGUAUUAAAAGGUGAUAAAUUAAUUCAGAAGCUUAUGAUUGACGAGAAAAAAUGUUAUCUAUUCGGCAGGAAUUCCCAAAUGAAUGAUUUUUGCAUUGAUCACGCUUCUUGUUCCAGGGUACAUGCAGCUUUUGUCUGGCACAAACAUCUCAACAGAGCUUUCCUAGUAGAUCUCGGUAGCACACAUGGUACUUUUAUUGGAAAUUUACGUUUAGAAGGAUACAAACCGACUCAACUUCCGAUUGAUUCUAGUUUUCAUUUUGGGGCUUCUACGAGAAAUUAUAUCAUUAGAGAAAGACCCCAAACUGGAAUUAGACCUAUUAUAGAUGAAAUUGAAAAAGCUGGUGAAGAAUCCGAGGGAGGAUUAUUGGGUUUACCGGAAACGGAAACUGAAUUGGACAAUCUAACAGAAUUUAACACGGCGCAUAAUAGGAGAAUAUCAAUGUUGGGUAUAUCAGAUGAUACUGAAAAAAGGGGUAGCAGAAAACGUAAACGACAGUACGUUUCCUUCAACGAAGACGACGAAAUAAUUAACCCCGAAGACAUAGAUCCCAGUAUAGGCCGAUUUAGGAAUCUAGUACAAACGACUGUCGUUCCCAUGUCGUCCAAGAGAAUCAAAAUGGGGGAAAGUUUAGGAGUAACGUCACCAGAAUUCAAACAACCGAAAACUAUACACCACCCCAACGUCACCAUUCCGGAUUUGUACAACGAUUUACCCCCGGAAUCCCAUCAAACCGGUUCUGGUAAUUUGGGCAUGUACAGUUCGUUAAGUUCUAGGUUGGGUAUCGUUUUGCCAAAUCCGGCGCCCGAAAUCGAUAUGGGACAUUCUUUUGCCAAUAACACACCGUUUGUACCCCAACAGGUGCAGGCUGCGGAUUCUAUGGAGCCGAAGAAGAAGAAGUACGCCAAGGAGGCUUGGCCGGGAAAGAAAUCCGUUCAAACUUUGUUGGUGUAAUUAUAACAAUGGUGGCGUUUCAAGUUUCGUUCCGGGGUCUGAAUUGAAUUUUGAAUAAAACAAAUUUUUUUUUUCGUUUCAAUUCCCUUUCGAUCUAAUCGUUUUUGAUUGAUUAUCGUUACAUUUUUUUACGUUCUAAUGCGUUUUUGUACAUUUAAAUUGAAAUUUUUCUUACAGGGUGCGUCACAAAAAUGUAUAAGUGUAAAUUUUGGAAAAAAACUUUGUUUAAUAUAAAAUUACGGAAUAUUGUUUGGUGCAAAUGAUUAUCGAACGUAUUUUUGGGGUUUUCUCGUAAUAUUUAAAUGAAUUAUCUACAGGAUGACGCGUAAACGUUGUUAUAUAUUAUUUCUUUUUUUUUUUCAACACUGUAUUAUCAUAAUAAAUAUCUGAGGAUAUUGAGUUUCAGAAUCUUUCAUAUGGAAAAAAUGUUGAUAAAACUUUAUAUUAAUAUGUACAGGGUGGAUACGAAAACUUACCCGAUACUUCCUAAUUUAACAAUAUUUUCAAAACCCCUGUAUUAUUCAUCUUAAAUAUCGAAGGAAAUUGAGUUUUAGGACCUUUACCCAUAUAAAAAAAUGACAUUGAAACAUUUUCUGAUGUAUAUAUAAAUAUACAGGGUGGAUACGUAAACUUACCUAAAAUUUCCUUUUAUAUUUUGAAAUACCCUGUAUUAAUCAUAAUGAAUAUCGGAGGAUAUUGAGUAUUAGGAUCCUUUCAUAUGGAAAAACAAUGGUAAUAAAAGUGUGUAUUAAUAUGUAUACGAUAACUUCAUUUUUUAACAAUAUUUUCAAACACCCUGUAUUAUUCAUCCUAAAUAUCAUAGGAAAUUAAAUUUUAAGAUUCAUUCUUCUAUAAACAAAAUAAUAAAAAAAACUUAUUCAUAUGUACAGGGUGGAUACGAAAACUUACCAAAUAUUUUCUUUUUUAACAAUAUUUUGAAACACCCUGUAUUAUUUCUUUUUUUAUAUAAAAAAGUGACAUUGAAACAUUUUCUUAUGAAUAUAUAAAUAUAUAUACGAAAACUUACCAAAUAUUUUCUUUUAUUAACCAUAUUUCAAAACACCCUGUAUUAUUCAUCCUAAAUAUGGAAGAAAAUUAAAUUCUAAGGUUUAUUUUUCUAUAAAAAAAAUGAUGAAAAAACUUAUUCAUAUGUACAGGAUGGAUAGGCAAAUUUACCCAAUAUUUUGAAACACCCUGUAUUAUGUAUCCUAAAUAUCCAAGGAAACUGAGUUCUAGGACCUUUUCUUAUAUAAAAAAAUGAUAUUGAAAUAUUUUCAUAUAUAUAUAUAUAUAUAUAUAUAUAUAUAUAUAUAUAUCACUCACCUAACCUAACUAAAAAUUUUCUUUUUUAACAAUAUUAUGAAACACCCUGUAUUAUUCUUUAUAAAUAUCGUAUGAAAUUGAGUUUUUAGAUCUAUACUCUUAUAAAAAAAAUUGAAAAAAAAACUCAUUCAUAUAUAAACUCAGUAAUAUUUCCUUUUUUCAACAGUUUUCGUAUUCGUAUUAUAUAUUUUGGAUCGAUUCAAUGUUUCACGAUUUUUUCACGUAUUAAAAAAACUGUAUCAAAACAUUUAUAUGUACAGGGUGGAUACGAAAACUUAGUACCAUUUAUUUUUUUAUUUAAUAUUUGGAUCAUCCUGUAUCACACAAUAUGAUUAUCAGAUGACAUUUAAAAUGCAUAUGACGAGUUUUAGAUGAAAAAAAUUGAU
Diorhabda sublineata is the source of this 2872-nucleotide messenger RNA. It is a transcript of the gene NiPp1, whose product is annotated as nuclear inhibitor of protein phosphatase 1. The transcript is spliced from 4 exons. Gene Ontology annotation, molecular function: protein binding; mRNA binding; protein serine/threonine phosphatase inhibitor activity. Gene Ontology annotation, cellular component: nuclear speck. Bases 147 to 1163 code for a protein of 338 amino acids. NCBI's taxonomy places the organism in Eukaryota, Metazoa, Arthropoda, Insecta, Coleoptera, Chrysomelidae. The record is from RefSeq and is a predicted model, not a curated record.